AUGAGCCAGUGUAAUUUUCAGAAAUUCUGUCGAUCUUGGUCUCCGGCUCUGUCGAUCUUGAUCUUGGUCUGUCGAUCUGUCGAUCUGUCGUCUCUUCUCUGUCGAUCUCCGUCUCUCUCUCUCUCUCUGUCGAUCUCCGUCGAUCGCGGUCUGUCUCUCUCUGUCGAUCGCCCUCCCAAACGAUCUCCAUCGAUCUCGGGUGUAUUUACUGGACACUGUGGGACAAACCUUGACCACGGUGUUGUUGCUGUUGGAUAUGGUACAGAAGAUGGUGUAGAUUACUGGGUUGUGAGGAACUCUUGGGGUUCAAACUGGGGAGAAAACGGGUACAUAAGGUUGGAGCGCAACAUCAAUUCCAUUGGUGGCAAGUGUGGGAUUGCUCAAAUGGCCUCAUACCCCAUCAAGACCGGUUCCAACCCUCCUAAUCCCGGUCCAUCUCCUCCUACCCCAGUAAAACCCCCCACAAUCUGCGAUGAUUAUUUUAAUUGCCCUGCAGGAACCACAUGCUGUUGUGUCUAUCAAUACGGUAGCUACUGCUUUGGUUGGGGAUGCUGCCCCCUCGUGUCUGCUACCUGCUGUGAUGAUCACUCUAGCUGCUGCCCACACGAGUACCCUGUCUGUGACAUUGAUGGCGGGACUUGCCUAAUG
Molecule: messenger RNA, 648 nt
Organism: Camellia sinensis
Lineage: Eukaryota; Viridiplantae; Streptophyta; Magnoliopsida; Ericales; Theaceae
Source: RefSeq, a predicted model, not a curated record